AUGCAGCGCGCCAUCAUGGUGUCCGUAGGGACCAUGAUGGACGCCAAACUGGCGGGAAUCAACAACAGACUCCCGCCAGAGCCGAUCUUACGUCCGCCUCUAGCAGCGGAUAGGAGACGCGCGGAGGCGGAGGCGUCCAAACCCGCCUACAACCAGGUGCUGAAGGCAGCCCCGGCCCCUAAGCCGGCGCCAAAAACAGCACCUAGGUCGGCGCCAACACCGGUGCCGAAGCCGGCGCCAAGACUGGCGCCAAAGCCGACCCCAACGCCGGAUCCAAAACCGGCAAAGGGGAAGGCUAAGAAGGUCGCGCAACCGGCGCCAGCUCUGGUACCGGCGCCGGAAGAGGCGCCCGUUGCGAGCACAUCCGAGGCCGUGGACGAAGGGUGGACCACGGUCUCGAAGAAAAAGAAGGGACCGAAGCCGAAGGCGCCGGAGCGCCCCAAGGCGGAAAAGAAGGGGAAAGCCCCUCCUCAAAAAAGGAAGGAGGGGCCGAAGGCUGUCUCUGGUAAGCAGCGCGCAAGCGUGCGCAGCGCCAGAGACGCCUUGCCCGCACCGCCGCUGUGGUGCUAA
Trichoplusia ni (cabbage looper) is the source of this 570-nucleotide messenger RNA. RefSeq names its product cyclin-dependent kinase inhibitor 1C-like. The record is from RefSeq and is a predicted model, not a curated record. The transcript has a single exon. Lineage: Eukaryota; Metazoa; Arthropoda; Insecta; Lepidoptera; Noctuidae. The coding region runs from base 1 to 570 and encodes 189 amino acids.